GGGCAGUUAACUCGUGCCGGUAAUGUCUCAUCAUUUUUAUCUCGACUUUCAUUGAAAUAUAUAAGGAUGAUGUUCGUUUAAAAACACGAGCUUCGCUAUCAAGAAACCAGCCAUCCUACGUGUAACUACAUACAAUACUGUCAGCCCGCCAAAUGCCAUCAACGACUUGUUUAUUGAUUGAUCGCUGACAGGUACACCAACCUCUGCCAACUGAUUACAAUACACCUAUUGUCCUCACCUACAGUCAUCGACCCAAGCAAGGGAAACUCCGUCCAGUCAUCCAGUCAUCCAGUCAACUGCGCAUGGGCCCGUCCCACCCACCUGACAACCCCGUGCCCCAUGGGUUGGGUCAAUGGACGAGGUCCAUCUAGACAAAACACGAGACAAGCAGCACUCACAACCUGCACCUACAGUUGGAUCAAUAGCGUUGGGACCUGAUACAUUAGCCACACGCCGAGCAUGGAUGUACUGUGUUGUCCACACACACGUUACUGUGUGAUUUAUUUUCUCGUUAUAUAUGUAUCCACAGCCCUGCGUGGAGUGGGGUGUGUUUGUGAUGAGACUUCUGUGACAAGAGCCCAGGAAUGCGUGGGGAAAUUUUCUGACGGCUCAGACCUCAUUAGUGGCGACAACAUUCAACAAAUUGGAUACGCUUGCAGCAAUGGAGAUCUUCUUACCGCGGUUAGCUGUGCCGAACGAGUGUUAGAUGAAUGUAAACACGAGACCACAGACCACGCCUACUAUCUACGCGGUCUGUUUGACAUCGAGAGCCAGAGAAGGAGCGUCAACUACUUCUGUACUCAUUUCAAACUUUUUGAGAAAAAUGCAGACUGCAUCUCCAGACAACAUACAGAACAGGAAGUGUGUGCAGAGGAGGCGGUCAACAACUUCAAAACACAAUCUGAAGCCACAUCCAACAUUGAUGCUCUCAUGAGUUUUCAGUGCAUAUUUUUCCAAGCCACAAAAAAAUGCCAGCUGGAUGUGUUGAAAAGCAAAUGUUCAAGUGACGCGGUGGACAUUGUGAGAAUAAUACUUGAAGGUUUCCAGCCUCCGAUCUGUUCCUCAACAGUAAGAGCAGAGAGUAGAGACAAUGAUAGCAACAACAGCUCCACUUCUAUAGCCCUUAGCUUAAUUGUCUUUGUUAUAAGUCUUUUAUCAACAAUAGAUAGAUUUUACUUUGUAGUAUAAAUAAUGAUCAAAGACUUCCUACAUCCACAGACACAAUCAGAAUAAUUUUAUUUUUAAAUUGUCUGAAAUUAUUUAAACUCCAAAAUGACAAGAUGGUUGCAUGAAGGACAUUCACAUGUUGGGCUAUGUUGGGAGAGUGGGUUUUUUACCAUAUAUCUGCAUCAAUAAAAUUUUAAUAUUUCUACAUUCUUGUAGAAAAUACUGGAAAGAUAAAUUUGUUUACCAUUAAAAUGUAACUCAUUUUAACAUUUUUUUUCAAAGCCAAAUAAUGAAAGAUAAAAUCUUGUGCUAUUGUGUAUACUUGUACCACAUGUUAUAUUUUGUAUAUAAUGCAUAAUGUUAGAUUUUGAUUUGAUAGAAUAUGGUUUGUAAAAAAAGCUGAAGGAAUUUAAAUUGCACAACAUUGUAAAUAACCAUUGUUAUAAAUUAGCUCUAUUGCCUUGUAGAUGUUAAAAAAACUAUUGAUUUAAAUAUCUUAAUUUUAUGUCUGUACUGUAUGCACAAGAGUAAGUUUAUAAUUUUAUUUAUUUUUUUACUUGCUCCAAUCUAUUACAUUUUUUUAAUUUCAUCUGCUAGACAUUCCCACCUCAAUAACAAUUGUCUCGUUUAAAAAUACUUGCAGAUUUUCAUUAAUCCAAAAUAUUUUUCUGGAACAAUUAGUUAUUGUAUUUUUCAAGUAUUAGUUAAACAAGGUGACAUUUAUCAAAAGGGAUUUUGCCCAACUAGCUCAACAAAAUCAUUAAGGGGGGACCAGUAGUGAAAACACCUUUUGUUACAAGAUACAUGCUUUUUUAAAAUUGUAUUAAAAUACUUUAAAGAUUAUAAUAUUGUAGCCUACUUAUUUGGGGUCAAUUUUUACAUUUUAGCCAAAUUAGGGGUCAAAGUGAACAAUUUCGAGGUGCACAGUGGAAACAAAAUAACUAAACAAAUAAUUUAAAAACAAUGCAAAAUAACUUUGCACAUUCCUAGUAGACAUGACAAAGGACGGUUUGCCAAAAGGAAAUUAUGAUAUCUUACAAAAUGAAUUUUUUGUGCAAUUUUUAAAAACAAUUGAAGUACAGCGAAACCCUUCUACUGAUUUGUAGAUACAUAUAUUCGCAACAUACAAUGUUCAUUUGAAGUAUUUCUGAUUGGCCCAUUUUGAGAUAAAUUGAUUCCCCUGAGUUCUAUACUGUAGAAUUGACAAAACAGGGACAACUAAAAAUGAAGCUUUAUUUUCUAAAUAUUUUAUCAUAUAAAUGUAUGUAUUAGCAUACAAAUGAAAAAUCUUGAUACAUAAUAACUUUUCCGAUAAUAUUUAUGGGGAAAACAGCAGCUUACGACUUAACAAUAAUAAAAAAAAAUUAUUCCAACCUUCUCUAGAUAUUCAAAAUCCCAAAAAAUAAGAUAAACAAAAAUGAUUUUAGAUGAAAAAAAUUGAAAUAUUUCAACGUUGACUACCAGUCCCCCCUUAAGACAAACUAUAUUGUGCAUUUGGUCUUACUCUGCUAACAGUCCAUAUAAUAAAAUCAACUCUCCUAAAGAGUCAUUUUGGGGGUUCCGAAUUUUAUUUUGUGUAGAUUUGGGAGAAGAAUUCAAAAUUGUGCAUUUUUGUAGUUUAAAUGAAUUAAUAUAUACAAUGUUGACACAGCUUAGUAGAUAUUUUAGAAAAAAAAAAUCAAUGUUUUAAAAUACAAAACCUGCAGUCAAUAAAGGGGGUGGGGGGAGGGUAAAAAAAAAUUGUCCAAAACAGCAUGAUGUUGUAUUUAUAGAUCUCAUCUUGAAUUUAGAUUAUAUAGUUUAGUAUUAAUGUUGUGAAGUCCAACCUAAUUAAGACACUUCUUUAUGUGCAGUAUGGCCCAGUGGAUUGCUAGACAUACCUGAAUUACAGGUAGUGCAUUGACAUGCCUGAAUUACAGGUAGUGUAUUGACAUACCUGAAUUACAGGUAGUGUAUUGACAUACCUGAAUUACAGGUAGUGCAUUGACAUGCCUGAAUUACAGGUAGUGUAUUGACAUACCUGAAUUACAGGUAGUGUAUUUGUAAAACUUUUAUGUAUUUCUAGUGUUUAAUUUUAUUUUUAAACAGAACUACAACAUAUAUUACAAACCAAAGUAGGACUAUAUAAUGACUAUUAUUUUACCAUUCCAAAAUGGUUGUGUAUCAUAUUUACAUUAUCAAGAUCAUAAAUAUUUUACAUUUGCUAUGUAACAGCUAUACUACUAACUAGGCUAAAUUUUAAUGUUUUUGAACAUUUGAUAGACAAUAAUUUCAGGUUUAGAAAAUACUAUUCUCAGAACAUUUAUUCAGAUACCAUAUAUAUAUAUAUAUAUAUAUAUAUAUAUAUAUAUAUAUAUAUAUAUAUAUAUAUAUAUAUACUUUUUUAAAAAAUAACCGUGUUUUUGUAUGUGCUUGAUGAUCAUAAAUGCAAGUGUUUUUUCAACAGAAUUUUAAGUUAAAUGGGUGUAGCAUAUUAGUGUUCCAGGUGGUAAAAACCAUAUGUGGUCAUCCCCAUAGUUAACUGUCAUAUAGAAUGUAGGCUAAAUGUUCACUUUUACUUUGUUGUUAAUUCUUCUUAGUUUUAAUAUUCUGCUCUUUGAUUUGUUGAAAUUAUCACAUGCUUUUGUAAAUUUGUGACCAGUGAUUUGUUCAUUGAAGUGUGUACAACUUCAAAGGUUAAAUAUUUUAAAUAUAAUUUAUUCUGAUUUUUAAAACAAUUUUCGUGCAAUUUUAUUUUGUAUAUUUUAUAUUUAUUCACUCCACCUGCUUGUUAAUUGCUAAUCCUAUUUACCUUUUUUUUUUACAACUGCUGCAUUUAUUCAUCUUCAACACAAGUGUUUUUUGUCAAAUCUUUUCAAAUUUUUUAAAUUCUUGAAUUUGAAUGUUAUUUUAUUUUCUUUGAAAACUUUUGAUUGGUAAAAUUAAAAUAAACGUUUGUCAUGCUGUAAAAAUAUGAAGACAACAGUAGGAAUGACACCUUUGUUUUUUGUUUUCGUUGUCUGACAAUGCUAUGAUCCAAAGAGUUGAACAAAAUGAAUGUUUUUAAGUUGUUUUAAACUUCAUUUUUUUAAAUUGAAGCCUUUCACUUGGUGCAACAUGUGCAUUAUUUUUUAAAUUUAUAUUAUACUGUUAUAGGCACUAAAUAGGUUACCUAGCAUUAUAUUGUAUUUAUCUUUUUAGAACUUUGUCUUAAAAAUUAACUAUGCAAUUGUUUUAUUUUGCUUAAGAAGUUUUUUAAUCUCAACAAAAAACCUGCUGCCUUAAGAUGUGGUUCAAUUUAUCCAGGCAAUCAAAAAGGCCGACAAUGUCUAUUUAAUUUACAACAAUAACAUCAAGAUGUGAAAUUUUAGUGUCAACAUUUUCUAAUUACAACUUGUAAAGAAUGAACAUUUCAUUAUGUUUUAUAUUUAAAUAAAUAGUAGAUCAAUAGUAAUGUAGAAAAAGUACUCAAAAACCAUGUCUGAAAAAAGGAAAUGUGCACUAUGGUAAACUCCACUUAUCAUGAUUUUUGACUAAAUGUACUUACUUUUAAUUGACAUUUUCACCAGUGUAUUGUGAAAUUUUGUUUAUUUCACUAGUGACAUCUGUAAGUUAUUUAUAAGCAAUAUUAUUUCACAAAUAGUAUUUUUUGUUGUAUUGAUAUUUGUUUUUAAUUAAUAAACAACGCUUUUCUAAUAGUACUUCUAUUAAAUUUGUAGGAAUUUGA
Messenger RNA from Physella acuta, 4873 nucleotides. RefSeq lists its product as uncharacterized. The record is from RefSeq and is a predicted model, not a curated record. NCBI's taxonomy places the organism in Eukaryota, Metazoa, Mollusca, Gastropoda, Physidae.